Molecule: messenger RNA, 602 nt
Organism: Canariomyces notabilis
Lineage: Eukaryota; Fungi; Ascomycota; Sordariomycetes; Sordariales; Chaetomiaceae
Product: inorganic phosphate transport PHO88
Exons: 2
Coding region: 26-556 (176 amino acids)
Biological process (GO): protein targeting to ER
Cellular component (GO): mitochondrion; endoplasmic reticulum
Source: RefSeq, a predicted model, not a curated record
CACGAACCUGAUCAUCAUCUUCGGGAUGAUGCAGGUUGCCAAGAAGAUUCCCUUCGAGGACCCGACGGUCUUGAACGCGAUUCGCGCUGUCUAUGUUACCAGCAACCUCAUUAUCCUCGGCAUCUACCUCUACAUCCGGGCCCAGGUGAACAAGAAGAAGGACAUGACCACGUUGAAGUACGUCGAGCCAGCCCCGAUGGGUUCGAGCGAGGAAGGGAAGCUCGUCACGACCACAAUCCACGCCUACGACAUCGGUCAGAUCAGGAACCUUAUGCGCGCACAAGCUAUGGGUGUGCUCAUGAUGGCCGUGAUGCACUUGUACUUCAAGUACACCAACCCACUCCUGAUCCAGAGCAUCAUCCCGCUGAAGGGCGCGCUGGAGGCGAACAUGACCAAGAUCCACGUUUGGGGACAGCCCGCUUCGGGUGAUCUCAAGAGGCCCUUCAAGCAGUCUGCCGGCUUCAUGAGCGGCUUGCAGAGCGGCCCUGCGCAGAGUGACAAGAAGGCUGUCGAGGCCGCCGAGCGCGCCGGCCGGGGUGGUGCCAAAGAGGAGUAGACUACCCAGGAGGACUUGUGUGGGCGAGAUAUCAUCUUUACGGAAG